UUUUUUUUUCAAGACUCCGCUUAUUUGACUUCUCACUCUAUUUACACAAGCAUUUCACCCAAAAUGUCGAGGCCAGAGCACAUCGCACCGCCCGAGCUCUUCUACGGGAUCGAUGAGGCAAAGAAGUACACCAACAACUCACGCAUUGCGACUAUCCAGGCCGAAAUGACCCUGCGCGCAGUCGAGCUCCUGGCGUUGCCCGACACUGACGACGUCCCCUGCUACUUGUUGGACAUUGGCUGCGGAUCAGGGCUCAGCGGCGAGAUCCUGGAAGAGGACGGACACGUGUGGGUGGGCAUGGACAUUGCACCGGCCAUGCUCGACAUCGCCGUCGACAAGGAACUCGAGGGCGAUCUGUUCCUGCAGGACAUCGGCCAGGGCCUCGGCUUCCGGCCCGGCGCAUUUGACGGGGCAAUCAGCGUGUCCGUGCUGCAGUGGCUGUGCAAUGCCGACAAGAGCGAGAACAAACCGCGCUACCGGCUGCAGCGGUUCUUUUCGACCUUGUUCAUGGCCCUGCAGCGCGGCGCACGCGCCGUGUUCCAGUUUUACCCCGAGAACGACAAGCAGGUGGACAUGAUUAUGAGCACAGCGAUGAAGUGCGGGUUCACAGGCGGUCUGGUGGUGGACUAUCCGAAUUCGAAGAAGGCACGCAAAUUCUACCUGUGCCUGUUUGCAGGGCAGGCAGCACCGGGCCAGAAACACGAGCUGCCCCAGGGCCUUGAUAAUGAAGCUCCCGGCGUCGCGUACACGGAAACCAGGAUCCACAACAAGGCGCGGGGAAAGAGCAGCCGCCGGCCGGUCAAGGAUGCCAACUGGGUGCUGCACAAGAAGGAACUGGCGCGCAAGCGGGGCAAGGAGGAUGUGCCGCUGGACUCGAAAUACACUGCUCGCAAGCGCAAGCCGCGGUUCUAAAGAUAAAGUGCGCUAUUUUUGAAUAAAGCAACAAAUGGGUGUCUA
Linderina pennispora is the source of this 957-nucleotide messenger RNA. RefSeq names its product S-adenosyl-L-methionine-dependent methyltransferase. The record is from RefSeq and is a predicted model, not a curated record. Bases 64 to 912 code for a protein of 282 amino acids. Gene Ontology annotation, molecular function: rRNA (guanine) methyltransferase activity. Gene Ontology annotation, biological process: rRNA (guanine-N7)-methylation. Lineage: Eukaryota; Fungi; Kickxellomycota; Kickxellomycetes; Kickxellales; Kickxellaceae. The transcript is spliced from 2 exons. Gene Ontology annotation, cellular component: nucleolus.